UUUCCUUCUGCGCCCUCCUCUUUUUUUGUCCAGUAGCCUCUGUUCGCCUUUUCUAUCUCGCCGCAGGCACCCUUUCCUGUCGGUUUCCUUCAGGUCGAUCGGGCCCUUCUGGGUUCGCAGCCGAACUAGUCGCGGAACCUUAAUCUGGGAACGGAUGAAAUGUGUUUCACGUUAUCAAGGCAGUUAGUUGCUAUUUUUGUAGGAUAUGCUAAACAUAAUCAAAACCUAUUCCUAUGUAUUAGGACAUACAAGUAAUUUUAAUAAAUUGGAAAAUAAAUAGCGACAAGCUGUACAAAUGAACUGAAGAGAUGAGCUGAAUGAUCGUGUUUAUUUUAUAUUGGAAAUGAGCGUCUGCUCAAAAUGUGAAGCUUCGCUGUUAAGUGCUGGAAGAAUGGAAACACUCUAGGGAAACACCUAACGGCUCCUUCAAACUGAAGACCUACCGACCAGCUCUGUGCUGGGCUAUCGCACUAGCAUAAGUGUGAAAGGCGGAGGAAAAACGAGAUCCGUAAGAAUUUGCGGCGAACUUACGAUUAGAUGGCCUACGAGAAUAUAAGGCAUAAAAUUUCAAGCUGAAGGAUCUCGUGCAUGUCGCUUGCUUUAACAUGGCGAUUUUCCGAUAACAGCGCACCAUAAAGCAACAUACAAAUAUGGGCGAGCCGAUACGCUCCAGUGUAAAGUCGCAGGUAGGCCGACUCGAGGCGCUUCCAAAUGGGAAGAAGACUUCAAAAGCCCAGCAGAAUAAUUUGUCUCCGAGCGUCUCUCUGAUUUCGCUUUUUCUUUGUGUAGGACUUGUCAAGGGAAUUGCCCCUGAUAUAGUCAAAGCGGACCAUGGUGUUUCGGGCGUAGAAUUUCCUCCUAUCGAGGAACUGUCAUCACCAACCGACGCUGUAAACAAGUUAACCAUCGCGUCACCCGAAACAUCGUAUCCGAAAGUUGUAAUUUUCACGAACCAGCUGUACCGUCUACGAUUAUUAGGUCUCAACAACCCAAUUCCAGGCGCAACCUUUUCACAUGUGGCUUCAGUUGUUGGCUAUCCGGAUUUGCCGAGGUGGACAUUUCUACGACCUCAUAAGGAAGACCUCCUCCUUUAUGGGAGUCAACCAAACAGCGGGCUUGUUAAUAUUCAGAUAAUCAGCACGGAUCAACAGACAUUUUAUGUCAACAUUCGUCAGCUACAGCUUCAGGUGGAACCGCGAGAAAUUGCUGCGCCGUAUGAAGUUGAGAUGAAGAUCAUUAGUCAUAAUGUUGAAGACGUAUUCGAAGAAGAUAUUUUACCUAAAUUUGAAGGCGUACUAAGGGAACUGUGGAGUACCAGUUCUGUCGUCUUCAUCUCUAAAUUAGCAUCGGUACUUGACGUCGGAGGUCGGAGGCCCCUUGAUCCCCGAGAUAAAGAGGGUUUUGUUCUCCGUGUAGCUGGAAGUGGAAACUUCUCUUCUGAGCUACGUACUCUUGAAUUAGAAGUGCGACAGUUGCGUAACCGAAUACCGUGUCCAAGGCAUUACAAGAGGACAUCUGCUGAAUGGCGUUUUCGCAAGAUUAACGUGCAAAUAGACUGGUGCGGAUUUCGACUUAUUACGAAUGUGGGAUCUCUCUCUCGAGGAAAUACCGGUGACGGACCCAGCGGGUUGCUGUCAGCUUUAGAUAAUAACAGCUUUCCGUCAACCCGCUCGAGUGAGGUAGCUGCUGCUGCAGCCGCCAGUAAUGUAGACGUUGAAGUUCAGUAUCCAUCUCCACCACGAUCUCACGAUGGAUUAGAUUCAGCUACACAGGACGGCAACGGCACUACGAAAGGUGAAUGGCACGGAACCGAAACAGCGGCACCAACUUUUGAAGGUCCAUCGCUUCAAGAUUUACCACGGAGGAGCUCAUUUGAAGACAUCGUUGUGUCAUUAGCUCUUCCGUUAGCUAUGUGUAUUAUACUCCUUGGGGGCCUCUCGGGCACUUCCAUAUGUCUUUACGCAAGUGACGAACCCUCUGGAAGCAAUACAACGACAACGAGUGGCAGACGAGGCAAUACAGAAGUGGAAGAUACGAGAGGUCCACGCUCCUCAUUUCGACCUGGAAAAAACUAAGUACUGAUGGACACCGAAAGGAAGUCAAAAUCUCGAAGCGAAAAACAACAUCAGGUUUCUUCAAUGCCAUAAAACUUUCCACGGACACACCACAGACGAAAGCUCAUAUCAUUAAAAAUUAACGAACCAUCGUCACCGUCUUAACGAAUAGCGGUAAUCGAUUCUCAUUCUGUGUGAGUAACUUUCAAUAUACUGGAUUUCGACAUUAUAAGCUAGACCUAGUUGUUCGCCUACAUACUUCAAAUGGAUCUCAAUUAUAAUAUGUUUCAGUGACCAAUCAGUCGACUAAGUAUAACAAUGUAAAUAUUCCCCUACUGCAUCUGAGCGUUCAUAACGAGGUAGUUGAUAUAUAGUGUGCCACAAACAGUGGAACUGAUUUCGAACAUCAAGUGAAAAUAAGAGCUGAAAAUGAAUAUGGCGUUUUGGUCAGAACUGUGAGAAUCCCAUCUGCUAUAUAUGACAGUGACCUGCCCGAGUUAUAAGCUGAGGCAAGCUAAUUACACAAAAAUAAACAGUUAUAUAAUUUAACUGUAUUUUCGUAUAUUCUAAAAUCAUAAGCGGUUUUGAUCUAGAAAUGUUCCAUAAAUAAGGCGAACGACAAGUUGCGAUACAGGUGUUUUAAUACACACAAGCGUUAAGAAAUAUUAUCAAACAGCAACGAACGUACCAAGAUUUGACGCUUAUUAAAAGUAUAAAUAAAAUAUACAUAAACGAUAUACACUGAGUGAUUGAUAACAGAUGACUGAGUGAUUAGGGCUAAGUAAAAAUCAUUAUCUGUCAACAUACGCUUAGUGUUUAUCCCACUUCAACGUAGGGGCAAUACGUUCUAGUCAAUGUAC
Molecule: messenger RNA, 2914 nt
Organism: Varroa destructor (honeybee mite)
Lineage: Eukaryota; Metazoa; Arthropoda; Arachnida; Mesostigmata; Varroidae
Gene: Scgalpha
Product: sarcoglycan alpha
Cellular component (GO): sarcoglycan complex
Source: RefSeq, a predicted model, not a curated record